GUCGGUGAAGCGUUUGCAUCGGAAGAGGGGCAGGUUUUCGCGAGGCAGAACCUCAACCCCAGCUUUUCGACCGCAGCGAACACCAGCACAAACUCGCGGCCACGCUCAUUUCCUUCUGUCUCCUUUUCUUCAGUCGCUCCUUCAUCAUGGCGUCCUCUCUCAAAGUCAUUGCGCUCAUUUCCGGCGGCAAAGAUUCCCUUUUCUCCAUCCUGCAUUGCCUGGCGAACGGCCACGCCGUCGUAGCUCUUGCAAAUCUCUACCCGCCCCCGACUCCUGACGAUGACGACCUGAACAGCUACAUGUACCAGACCGUUGGACAUGCCGUGAUUCCUUUGUACGAAGAAGCCCUGGGCAUUCCGCUGUAUCGGGAGGAGAUUCGCGGCUCCGCUGCCAAUUCGUCCAGAGAUUACACCGCGCAGGAGGACGACGAGACCGAGUCCCUGGUUCCACUAUUGAAGAGGAUCAAAGAAGCGCAUCCGGAGGCAAAUGCGGUGUCGACUGGCGCUAUCUUCUCCACGUACCAGCGCACGCGCGUGGAAUCUGUAGCUGUCCGCCUUGGCCUGACUCCCCUGUCCUAUCUCUGGCAAUACCCGUACCUGCCGCCGUAUACGCAAUCGAGCUUACUGUGCGAUAUGGAGGCCGUGGGCCAGGAUGCUCGGAUUAUCAAAGUCGCGUCUGGCGGGCUAGACGAUGGCUUCCUAUGGGCGAACGUAGCGGACUCAAGGACUGUGGCUCGUAUGAAGAAGGCUCUGGCACGCUUUAGCGAGGACGGAGACGGUGCCCUGGUUGGCGAGGGAGGGGAGUUCGAGACGCUGGCAGUUGACGGGCCAUCGCUGCUCUGGAGGAAGAGGAUUGAGGUAGAGCCUGACCGUGUCGUGCAUCAGUCCGGUGGCACUGCGAUCUGGCACGGCAAGAACGCGCACGUCGUGGAUAAGCCGCUCGAGUCGUUCAAGCUGGAAGACCUAAGGAGGCCCCCUCUCUUCGAUGACGAGUUCCUGGACAUCCUGCGCGCGGAUAUGGAUACCAGCGCCGGCGUCAUUUCACUCCCUCCCGACCUUGCUCACCACACCGCGCCGCCCACGAACAACUGCGCCAAAACGCAGAAUGCAUUUGUUUACAGCAACAUCACCGGUGAAACGGCGCCUGGCCUCGCUUCGGAGGUGAAGGCGCAAAUGGCCAACAUUUUCCUCCGUCUGGAUCACGCUCUUGCCGCCUACGACAUCUCUAAGCAAGACAUCGUCCACUGCACACUUCUCCUUCGCCGCAUGAGCGAUUUUGCCUCCGCAAACGACAUCUACUCGCAGUACUUCGACUACACGAAUCCGCCUGCUCGAGCUACGGUGGCUGUUGGAGACUGCAUGCCAAAUCCCCUCGACGUCACGCUUUCUGUCUUCGCCGAGAAGGACAGCGACCGGAAAGGGCUUCACGUCCAAAGCCAGAGCUAUUGGGCCCCAGCAAACAUCGGUCCGUACAGCCAAGCUAUCUCCACCAUGCUGCCUCCGCGCGAUCGAAGCGCCGUAAAUGGCACCGAAGACCUCCACGCCGCCGGAAGGAUAGUCCACAUCGCCGGCCAGAUCCCGCUUGUCCCCGCUUCAAUGAAGCUCUUCACGCCUUCUUUGAACACGAUAUUAGAAGAAGAUAGCUUCAAGGGCGAAGCCGUCCUCGCCCUGCAGCACCUCUUCCGCAUAGGAAGAACGCAGGGCGUGAAAUGGUGGACCGCAGGCCUCGCAAUGCUCCCCUCCAUCCCCUCCGCAAAAGAGCAAGAAAAACGCGUCCUGCUCGCCCAAGCACUCUGGAAAGCUAUCCACGCACCUCCAUCGCCCACCGAAGACCAAUCUGCCGCCGAAGAAGAGCUCGACGCUUGGGACCUGAAGAACCUCCUCCCCACCUUCCAAGACACUUCGCGCCGACCCGCAAUCCCGCACCGAAACAGCAUCCUUUCUUCAUCUUCUUCCCCCGCAGACCCGCCGCCAACACCGCCCUGCUUCGUCGCGGAUAUCUCCGCCCUCCCGCGCGCCGCGAACAUCGAGUGGCUCGCCACCGGCCUGGCCGCGUCUUCAAUCGCCGUUCGGCAAAGCGAUUACCCCUUGACGCACUUCACGCAGCCCGAUCCGCAGACUGCUUCUUGCGCGGCGCGCUUCUGCGCCAGAGAGAUCAC
Messenger RNA from Trematosphaeria pertusa, 2158 nucleotides. Its product is annotated as adenine nucleotide alpha hydrolases-like protein. Gene Ontology annotation, molecular function: diphthine-ammonia ligase activity. The record is from RefSeq and is a predicted model, not a curated record. The transcript has a single exon. Gene Ontology annotation, biological process: protein histidyl modification to diphthamide. Lineage: Eukaryota; Fungi; Ascomycota; Dothideomycetes; Pleosporales; Trematosphaeriaceae. The annotation marks the transcript as partial.